CUUGUGCACCACUGCACCCCCAAUCCUAACUUGUUUAGAAUAUGGGCAGCGCCGCAGCAGUUUGUGAAUCUUUUAUAGUCGCUCAUAACUAGGACUUGCAAUUAAUUGCUUCAUUGGUCGAAUAACAAGAAGAAGAAGAAGAACUGGAGGAGGAGAUAUGGCGAGUGCCCGAUCCACUAUGGCAAGGGCGAUCUUCCAUCUGCCGAUUGAUAUUACGCUUGAAAUCCUAUCGAGGUUGCCUGUGAAAUCCCUCUUGCGAUUCAAAUCCGUAUGCAAAAACUGGAACGCUCUCAUCAAAUCCCCUGAUUUUAUCUCCAAGCAUCUCCGAACACACCCCACUCUCGGUUCCACCUUUCCCCUUGUAACUACUCGCAAUCGUGAAACCCAAAACUAUGCAAUUUCUUUGGUCAACGUUGGGUUUGGCAACGGCCCUAUCGAUCUUGAUUUCCCAUUUUUGAAGAGCAGGUAUCUUUCCAUUGCGGGUAUCUGUAAUGGUCUGGUUUGCAUUAAUUUAUCUUACUUUGGAUAUCCCAUAGUUAUAUGCAAUCCCGUGACCAAACAGCUUCGGGAAAUUCCGAAUUCUGCAUGGAAUUGGUUGAAUGAGAGUUUCGAUGGCAAAUUCUAUGUUCAGCGGGAAAGUUUUGGGUUUGGCUUCCAUCCCAGUGCUAAUGAUUACAAGUUGAUUAGGAUUUUGUUUUAUUCUAUUGUUGGUAGUAAAGUCAAUAUCCGAGCGGUGAUGAAAAAACAUAAUAAACACAAUAUCCGAGCUGAUCUGUAUUCUAUGAGCACUGAUACUUGGACAGAAAUUGAUGUUGAUAAGCUUUCUUUGUUCUUUGGGGAGAUCAAUGGUCAUAGGGAGGUUGGUGGCUAUGUUCUUGGGGAGUAUGCUGACUUGGUGCAGAUUGUUGGAUCUUCUGCUUCAGCGGUCUUGAACGGAGUUUUCUAUUGGCCGGCACGUGAAGUUCCAACUAAUCGAGUGAUGGUUAUGUCUUUCGACAUGGGUGAUGAGGUGUUCAGAAAAAUAAGAGCACCAGCAUGUUUCGAUGGAAAUUGGAAUGAAAAAGAGACUAACUGGCGAUUUACGCAAUUGAAGGAUAAUCUUGCUUGCUUUGUUUAUCCUAAUGACAAAUGCCUUGACGUGUGGGUGUUAAAUGAAGACCAGAGUUCUUGGACAAACCCAUUUAAAGUUGAAUCUUUUUCAAGGAUCACCAAUAAUGUGGGAAGUGGGCAAAGUGGUGAAAUGACAGUGUUGGGAUUUGCGAAAAAUGGUGAAUUGGUAGUGACCGACCAUAAGGUAUCUGGUGAUUUAAAGCUGUUUUUGUAUGAUCCAAAGACAAGGGAAACUACGGAUCUUUAUUUUGGUCAGGUUCCGUAUCCAUCUUCUAUUUUUCUGUUCGAGGGGACCUUCUUUCCAGUCACGCGACCCAAUGAAAUCUUGCUUAACUAGAACAGCAAGAAAAGGAAGCAUUGAAUUCAUGUAAGUGACUCAUGUGAGUUGCUGUUUAGAAUGCCUUGUCUGUUCGCACUUAUUUUGUUGUGCUGGCAAGUUGGGGAGUUAGGCAAGGACUCUGGUGGCAUCUCGGGGAUUUCUUGUAUUGACCUCCUUAGGGCAUUUCAUUCUAGUUUUAUUUUAAUAAUCGCUUCCGCAUUCAAAACAUUUGUCAGAUAUUAAGUUUUUUUUAUAAUUAUUGGAUCACUGGAUAUUUUUGGUUCAUGAGAUGUUUGUGCCCCAUACUCA
This is a messenger RNA of Rhododendron vialii, 1738 nucleotides long. Its product is annotated as F-box protein At3g07870-like. The coding region runs from base 158 to 1447 and encodes 429 amino acids. Lineage: Eukaryota; Viridiplantae; Streptophyta; Magnoliopsida; Ericales; Ericaceae. Gene Ontology annotation, molecular function: protein binding. The transcript has 2 exons. The record is from RefSeq and is a predicted model, not a curated record.